AUGCGAUGGCAAGACCCCGAUAUGCGGCAACUGCAGCUCCGCCGGCAUGGUCUGCCCCGGCUUCACCAACAACCGGCCGCUGACGUGGCUGCGCACCGGCAUGAUCUCGCGGAUCCCGAAGAAGGGCAAGCCGGCGGCCCGGCCGAGUGCGACGGCUGCGGCGCGAGACUCGAGACGGCGCAGCAUCGCGAGCUCCUCGACCGCGGCAACGGCAUCGCCAAAGCCCAAGGCGAGCACGCCGCCGCGGUCUCGGAUAAGGAAGACGGCGGCAACAGCGACUCGCCUCCGGAUUCGAGCGCAAAUUCAACAACAACAACUACAACAGUCGUUAGCAAGGCAGCCCAGAGCAGAGACGGCGACGGAAACGACGAUGGAGGCUCAUCUCAGAGCUCAAGAGAUCCGAGACACCAGCUUGUUGCCUGCAGGAAUCGAUCUGUCAAUAACCCUGCGGAUGGCGCUACGCAGAUCCAUGUAACGGCUAUUCCUCCCGACCUAAGACCGCAGGAUUGGGACUAUAUCGACGCCAUAAAGAUGUACAACAACCAACUGCUGCCAAGGCUGCGCGCACGGCAGAUCAUACAGAAUCCCGCUUGGGUCGUCGAACUAAAUGGCGAUGCUCUCCAGUCUCUCUCGGUUGCAAACCGCCACUGCUUUCUUGCCAUUGCGGUUGGCUAUCACAUCAUGUAUGUGACACUGAAGAACAACCUCAGCCUGGAACCUGCGACUACCGGGCCGGCAGCUCCUUUGUGGUGGAAAUUCUAUCUUCACAUUAAUACGUCUAUAAGCGCCCUCAACGAUGAUAUCCAGCAGAGCUUCCCAAAUAUUCUUAGCAUAUUCUCAAGCAUGGCGCACUUGAUGAGUGCAGAUAUCUUGCUCUUUAAUUCAAAAUCAUGGCGCGUUCAUGCCGAGGCCUAUCUCCUGCUAAUCAAACUCUGCGGCGGCCUCAAGAAGCUGAUGAACUCUUCCACAACUCCGUUGCUGAUGCAAAGCUUUGUCAUCGGCGUCACUGUUUUCAACACCACCAGCCCGAGUGAUGGACUGAUGGUCGACGCCUGCAACUUUGACGUCGACGAUGUCAUGACCCUAUACGAACUCGGCAGCAGCCCACUGUUUUACUGUCCUGCUCCCUUGUUCAAAGAAAUGUUUCUCAUCAACCGCCUACGACGAGAGGCCGCAGUCUCCGAAGGCGACUCUAAACCCAGUCUCUGCGCCAUACUCGAACGAAUCGAUGCAUACCCCGUCCAAACCAUGACCGACUCCAUGGACGCCAAGAAAGCAAAAGAUCUCCAUCUCGUCUCGCUGCUUUUCAAAUCCGCAGUGGCCGUCUUUGGCUCCAUGACGCUGCCUUGUACUUCCGAAUGCUCCUCUCGCACGACAUGCGCAGAACUCCAGAAAACCCACCGCAAGCAGCUCUUUCAUCUUCUCGACACCUCAUCCGAUUUCAUGCCGCUCCUCGACCAUAUACUCUGGCCGGUGAUUGUUGCCGGUGCUGCUGUACCCACAGAGUCUGUAGAGAACCGAAUGCUGGUGGAGAUGUACUUGCUGAACAGCGUGCGAGAUCCCUAUACGGGAGGAUGCACCAGAGUCGCGUUGGCGACGAUGAGGAAUUUCUGGGAUUCGGGAAAGACAAAGUGGGAUGAGUGCUUUGACAAGCCUCAUGCGUGGAUGAUAUAG
Messenger RNA from Trichoderma gamsii, 1674 nucleotides. RefSeq lists its product as hypothetical. The transcript has 5 exons. Lineage: Eukaryota; Fungi; Ascomycota; Sordariomycetes; Hypocreales; Hypocreaceae. The record is from RefSeq and is a predicted model, not a curated record. Bases 1 to 1674 code for a protein of 557 amino acids.